Messenger RNA from Glossina fuscipes, 2811 nucleotides. RefSeq names its product aminopeptidase N-like. Gene Ontology annotation, molecular function: peptide binding; zinc ion binding; metalloaminopeptidase activity. NCBI's taxonomy places the organism in Eukaryota, Metazoa, Arthropoda, Insecta, Diptera, Glossinidae. Gene Ontology annotation, biological process: peptide catabolic process; proteolysis. Gene Ontology annotation, cellular component: cytoplasm. The transcript is spliced from 3 exons. The record is from RefSeq and is a predicted model, not a curated record. Bases 1 to 2811 code for a protein of 936 amino acids.
AUGUCUCGCUUAAUUCUUUUCGCUUUUAUAUUGGCUCUCCUUUGCUUCAAGAAGGUGUCCUCUGAAGUCAAUAUAGAGCACUCUUAUAAGCAUUAUCGUCUGCCGACAUCGAUUCAACCGACACAUUAUAAUUUAAAGAUUAUUACAUUUUUUGAUAAUCCACCAAAUCUAACGUUUAAUGGCGUAGUGACUAUUCGAUUUAAGACGAUGGUAGACACUAAUAAUUUGACGCUACAUUCACAAAAUUUGAUCAUAGAUCACAAUCGUAUACAGUUGAAAACUUUGGAUGAUAAUCGCAUUUAUUAUUGCGGUCUAUAUGUCGAUAUUGUGCCAGAACAUAACUAUUAUAUAAUAAAUUUAUGCAGAAGAUUGAUAGCAGGAGAAGAGGCCGAAAUUAGAAUAUCGUUUAAGGGAAUGUUAAACGAUCAAUUGAACGGUUAUUAUCGCAGCUCGUAUAUAUUGAAGAAGACCAAUGAAACGAAAUGGCUAUCAGUGACUCAGUUUGAGCCGGCUUUUGCUCGAACUGCUUUUCCCUGUUUCGAUGAGCCAAAUUAUAAAGCGAAAUUUAAGAUAUGGUUGGGCCAUCAUCGUUCAAUGACCGCUUUAAGUAAUAUGCCCAUGGAAAGGCAACAACCCAUAUCCGAUAUGACCGAUUAUGUAUGGAGCAUUUUCGAAGAAUCUGUACCAAUGUCGACAUAUCUUGUUGCCUUUGCUGUGCAUGAUUUUGCCUACAAAUCAUCGGGGGACGCUAAUGUUAUGUUUCGCACAUGGUCACGUCCUGAGGCCAUCGAUCAAUGCAAUUAUGCGAGUAAAGUAGGUCCGAAAAUAUUAAAAUUCUACGAACAUAUAUUUGCUAUUCCGUAUCCGUUGAAGAAAUUGGAUCAAUUUGCCGCUCCAGAUUUAGGGGCGGGAGCAAUGGAAAAUUGGGGUUUAAUUACAUAUCGUGAGGCUGCAUUAUUGUUUGCUGAAAAUGUAUCAUCAGAAACUAGUAGACAACGUAUCGCUGACGUAAUAGCUCACGAGUUGGCUCAUCAAUGGUUCGGUAAUUUAGUGACAAUGAAAUGGUGGUCCGAUUUAUGGUUGAAUGAGGGUUUCGCCACUUAUAUCGCAAGCUUGGGCGUAGCCUUUUUAAACCCGGAAUGGGGUUCAUUAAAUGAGGAGGCUUUAGAUAAUACCUUGACGGUUUUCAGACGCGAUUCCCAACUCAGCAGUCAUCCAGUUUCGUUGCCGAUUGAGAGUACGCAUCAAAUUGCCGAACGUUUUGACGCCAUUUCGUAUAAGAAGGGAGCGGCUGCUUUACGCAUGAUUCAUAUGAUACUUGGUCAAGAUGCUUUCUUUCAAGGUAUACGUCGCUAUUUAUUAGUACAUGCUUAUAAAAAUGCUCAACAGGAUGAUUUAUGGGCUGCAUUUACCGAGCGAGCUCGUCUACUCAAACGUAUCGAUCCCAAACAUGACAUGAAAAUUAUCAUGGAUUCUUGGACUCUACAAGUUGGUUAUCCUCUAGUGAAAGUAAAGCGUGACUACAACAGUGGUUUAGUGAAAAUAACGCAACAACGAUUUUUGCAAAAUAAUACGUAUGUGACAACUGAAUCCGAAAAAUGUUGGUGGAUCCCGUUGACAUUUACGACUUCAUCGAAAAUGGAUUUUUCGGCCAGUGCACCGUCGGAAUGGCUGCAAUGCAAUCAAUUCAAGCAACAAGUGCAAUUGACAAUGGAAAAUGUAGUCGCGCCCAACGAAUGGAUACUUUUCAAUAUUCAAUUAUCGGGACUGUAUCGGGUUAUGUAUGAUUUUCAAAAUUGGGUGAUGUUAAAUCAAACCUUGAAUAGUAAUAAAUUUCAAGGUAUCCAUGUAUUAAAUCGAGCUCAAUUAAUUGAUGAUAUAUUAUGGUUAGCCUGGGGUGGUUAUACCGAUUAUGAUAUCACAUUCGAUUUUCUAUCAUAUAUGAUAUUGGAAAGGCAAUAUCUACCUUGGCGAGCUGGUUUGGAGAGUUUAAGUCACGUCAAUCGUUUAUUAAGAACUUUUCAUCCGACCUAUGAAACAUUUCAACAUUUCAUGCGUACAAUUAUAAGGCCAGUGUACUAUUAUUUAAACGGUUUGAAUUAUACUCGUCCGGAAUACGAAAUGUCACACAUAACAAUUUUGCAUAAAUCUUUAAUAUCGAGUUGGGCUUGUCGUUUGGAAAUUCAUGAUUGUAUCAAUACCGCAAUUAGAUAUUUCCAUGAAUGGAAACAAUCGGCAAAUCCACAAGAUAAUAAUCAUAUACCGGUAGACAUAAGACCGAUUGUUUAUUGUACCGCUAUAAGGCAUGGCGGUAAAGAUGAUUGGAAUUUUUUAUGGCAAAUCUAUUUGGCAUCGAAUGUUGCCUCCGAGAAGCAUGCAAUCAUCUUUUCAUUAUCGUGCUCAAAUAAUGCUACCAUAUUACGGACAUAUAUUAAUAUGGCUUACGAUAAAAAUGAAUACAUAAGACGACAAGAUGCUACAUUUGCUUUUAGUUCGGUGGCACGCAACGAAAUUGGUUUUACAUUGGCUAAAGAUUACUUCAUAAGUAACAUCGAUCAAUUAUAUGAAUUUUACGGUUCACAUACACAAGAGUUGGGCAAUUUACUAUCACCGCUGGCCAGUCAAGUCGUUAAAUAUGAAGAUCGUAAUCAAUUAAUUCAAUUGAUUGAUAGAAAACGUAAAUAUUUUCGCAAAAGCGAGAAAAUUGUUUUAAAUGCUUUGGAAACGAUUCAUCAUAACAUAAAUUGGAUCGAACGUAAUGUUAAAGUGGUUAACUCACAUUUAAAACUUCGCUUCACCUAUCUCAACUGA